GUCAACGUCGACGGAGAAAAGCUCAAGAUGGGAUCCUUACUCAGCCCGGGUUGGGCUGACUUGACUAGAGAAUGUCUCAUCGACAUCUUCUCACGGCUAAGCAUAGACCAAAGAUGGAUCGGGCCGAUGCUGGUCUGCAAGACCUGGAUGAACGUAUGUCAUGACCCGUUAUUCAACACGAUAUUCGAUCUCGAAACUCGAUUUCAGUCAUUCCCUGAGUCGAUCAACUGGUGGAAUCCUGAAUUCGAGGACAAGGUCGAUUCCUUCCUCCGAUCUGUUGUUGACCGGAGCGAAGGCGGUCUCACUGAGAUUCGAGUCAGGCACUGUACAGAUCGCUCUCUUUCUUACGCCGCUGAGAGGUGUCCUAAACUAGAGGUACUUUGGAUAAAGAGCUGCCCUAAUGUCACAGAUGCAUCAAUGACAAAGAUAGCCUCAAACUGUCCAAACCUGAAGGAACUCGACAUGAGCUACCCUUAUGGCAUAUCUCACGAGUCUUUGGUUAUGUUGGGGAGGAACUUCAAUAACCUAAAGAUCCUUAAACGGAAUCUAUAUCCUCGGCUUGAUCCCAACAUGCCCACAAUCAUCGCGCCAUUUGACUAUCUUGCUACAUAUCCUAAACACGCCAAUGUAGAGGCUGAAGUGAUUGGAAGACACAUGCCUCAGCUCAAGCAACUGGAGUUUCGAUACACUACAUUGACUGCUAAAGGUCUUGCUUUGGUUUGUGAAGGAUGUUCGGAUCUUGAGUACAUGGACUUAUACGGGUGUAUAUCAUUGAGGAGCGAGGAGAUAACUAGGUGGACCUCGAGCUUGAUGAGUUAGGAGACCAAAAAGCCGAAUUUCAUGUUCCCAAUGGCGAUUCUACGCAUGUCAAGACCGGAUCAUCCGAGAUAUGGAUGAUCUUCCAGCUUUGGUGCUCUGCUUUCUCUAUAUCAUGUCCGCUUUGAUCUUAAAACAGUUUGGA
Molecule: messenger RNA, 961 nt
Organism: Brassica oleracea var. oleracea
Lineage: Eukaryota; Viridiplantae; Streptophyta; Magnoliopsida; Brassicales; Brassicaceae
Product: putative F-box/LRR-repeat protein 19
Molecular function (GO): protein binding
Source: RefSeq, a predicted model, not a curated record